CAGUGAUUGUCAUCAAAUUGUCAGUCAAGUGGACACAAUAUCUUUAUCAAGUUUUGUUGUUUGCCCAUAUAAAUAAUUCAGAAAUGAAAAGUGCAGCUUUACUGAAGUGGUCACCAGCUACACCUGUUAAAAAACAAGAUAAUAUCAUAUCUUCGAAGGCUAGAGAAAAGAAUUUACUUGGGUUCAAACCAUCAUAUGAAAAUGAGCCACGUGAACAUAUGGGGCUCUUAAUGUCUAACGAGUAUAUGAGGAGAUGGUUUACAGAGCGAGCAGCAUUUGAGAAAGAUACCUACACUAGAGAGAAAAUAAUCAAAGAGGAAAAUAAGAUAAAGAGGAGAUUUGUUCAGAGAAUGAUGACUUAUAGAAAACCUACCAAAAAUCAAUUUAUUGAGGAAAGUAUUGCUAAGAGAAAAGCAGUACCUGGAAAUUCAACUCAAGACGAUAAGGCACCGAACUACGAAAAAAUGAAGUAUAAAACUGAAUGUCUGCCUUUGGACCAUGUAAAAAAGCCCCUGAAGACGGUCCCGGGAGGGAAGAAAAACUCAGGGGCAAGUAAGGAGGACAAUGAAUUUAUCGAGGAAAAAACUCAAGAAGAUUCUAAGAAAAGUCCCAAAAGUUGUAACGGUGAAAAAUCUAAUGUUCUAGAAGCAGAAAUUGUAUGUGGAUGUCCUUGUCCCUGUGAAUGAUCUGAAACAAGGCUUUUGUAAUUCCUUAUUGUCAUGUAAACAAGAGAUCUGAGAACAAAAACUAAUUUUCAUUCUUUGAA
This is a messenger RNA of Leptinotarsa decemlineata (Colorado potato beetle), 766 nucleotides long. RefSeq lists its product as uncharacterized. The record is from RefSeq and is a predicted model, not a curated record. NCBI's taxonomy places the organism in Eukaryota, Metazoa, Arthropoda, Insecta, Coleoptera, Chrysomelidae.